GUUUGUAUGUGUUCUCGCCUGACCACGCACGUGUCUAGUCCUGAGGUACAUUGGUGAUGUCGUGAACAUCGUUCUCUAAAGGAGCUGUGCAUAUUGCGCGAGUAACGUACAUGUAUCUCACGUGCGCCCUAUACCUGAGUGAGAUGUGUCAUGGUAGUAUUUGAUACACACCCGUAAUUUGAAGGUGAGCGGCCAGUAAGCGGACGACAGGGACACAAUGAAGAUGGACUUCACUUGGACUGUUUCAUUGUUAUGUAGCUGUGCAUGUUUUUUGACAGGCACUUCCGUUUCAUCGAUAUCACGUCAGGUUAAAUUAGACCGGUUAUCCGAAUUGGCCCAGCAUCUUCAGUAUCGACUCAUAAAUCCUGGUAACUCGUCUACUUCUGCGUCAUCAACAAAACAGUCCUGGGUCCUCUGUCCAGUUCUAGAGAGACUGCUCGAGGAAUACAUGAGUGGAUUUCCGGAAGUGGAUAAGGCAAUAGAUUCCUUCCAGAUAUCCCACGCGGCUAUCAACACCACAUUGCAGAGAGUGGCGAAUGCAUUCUCCUUUUUACGGGACCCGAGAUUAACCGAGGACCUGCUGAUCAAUGAUUUGGGUCGAUUGAUCCUGGAUAAACGGGUUAAUUGUACCGUCACUAUGUAUGAGAAGGUGUUUAUAUAUGCAAUGAUGAAACAUUUGAAUGCGAUGAUGACUCGUAAUGAAGAGUCCAUGUUGAGUCAGGUGAUAAAAAUCAUUGUACAUCACUUCCCGAACAGACCGGAUAUGAUUUUCCUGUCACCUCAAAUCGUAUAUGCCGUACAUGAUAUCGUGUUCCAGGGGAUCAUUGACACACUCCGCCUGGCAGAGUUCCGAUAUUUGGACGGAUUUUUAUUCUUUGUCAGUGACCAAAUGCAUCACGCUUUUGAAGAGGAUGCAAAUCCUUCUUCUGAUGUUUUGUUUACGACCCUGUCUAACAUAUUGGAGGAAGAAAUACCCAUGUUCCCUAAGAUGUGGACGUGUACCUCACCCACGGACUUCCUUAUAAUCCAUGAGGCUGUUCUCGGGCAGUUCAGCGAUCAUUUCUUUAAGAUGCUGAAGACGGGCUACCUUCCUGCUAUUGUUGUGAGUGACAUCAACCUGUUGUUUCGACUACCCGAUCGCGGUCUCAUACAUCCAAUUAAUAUGGAUGACCCUCAAAUUGACUUGGUGAUGAAGGCGCUCGAGAAUAUUAUCUUGAACUACGCCAUUGACGCCAUGAACAAAACCGCGGCUUACGAGCAAUCUCUGACCACACAUGGACCGACACAGCCGCCACAGCCCCUGCUGGACACAUUAUCUCCAAGUGAACUAGCCGACACUUGGACAUUGUUUACACGAAUUUUUGGCCGAACACGAACACCAACAACAACAACAACACCAACAACAACAACACCAACACCAACACCAACAACACCAGUUCCGGCCAAUGUCAAUUUGACCGAUGUGCUUACCCAAGGGAAUCAAGAUCUCUCCAACCUUAGAAAUAUAAUGGCUGACCUAACGAAGAACAACUCAACUGAUCCUAACAUCAUCAUACAGCUGAAUGACACCUUAUCCAAUACAGAAAUCUUCCUCCAACGUCUGGCAAACCAGCUGCAGAAUAUGCCAUAGUGGAAAGACGAUGUCACUCUCUCAUUUACUUGUUAACUGUUUUGAAUGUUACGAUAAUAAACAAUCAAA
Molecule: messenger RNA, 1699 nt
Organism: Mizuhopecten yessoensis (Yesso scallop)
Lineage: Eukaryota; Metazoa; Mollusca; Bivalvia; Pectinida; Pectinidae
Exons: 9
Coding region: 218-1630 (470 amino acids)
Source: RefSeq, a predicted model, not a curated record